This is a messenger RNA of Cynara cardunculus var. scolymus (artichoke), 315 nucleotides long. RefSeq names its product protein GLUTAMINE DUMPER 2-like. The record is from RefSeq and is a predicted model, not a curated record. Gene Ontology annotation, biological process: regulation of amino acid export. The transcript has a single exon. Bases 1 to 315 code for a protein of 104 amino acids. NCBI's taxonomy places the organism in Eukaryota, Viridiplantae, Streptophyta, Magnoliopsida, Asterales, Asteraceae.
AUGACACCAGCCCAGAACACCAUUGCCGCCACCACCACCAUCGAUGGCGGACUAGAGUGGAGUUCUCCAAUACCCUACCUAUUUGGUGGCAUGUUUAUAGCGUUUAGCCUGAUAGCAUGUGCAUUGAUCAUUCUAGCAUGCUCUUACAAGAAAGUAUAUUCAAAUAACACCAGUGGCGGUGAUGAAGAGAAGCCAUAUUCGCUACCCAACAAUACACAAUUAGCGUCAGAGAUUGUCAUCGUCAUGCCUGGAGACACCAACCCUACCUACCUUGCGAAGCCUCUUCCACACCCGUAUGAUAUUCACCAAGUUUAA